UUAUUACUUUUUUAUUUUCUACAUUAAUAACUGAUCAAUAUGCUGGUAACUCUGAUUAUCAAUAUGUACUUUUUUCCAUUGGAAAUUUUAAUACCAAUAUUUGAAUAAUUAAAUAUUUUUUUAAUAAAAUUAAUUCAAUGAUUAAACUUUAUUUUGAUAUAAAAAAAUUGAUCAUUUUUUUGUUUUACUAAUAAUUUUUAACAAAGAAUUUAAAAAUGUUAAUUUUAAAUUUAAGAAUUCACUAGUUCAAAAAUUAUUCAUAUGUAAAAUUGAUGCUUUUUAAAAAUAUAUAUUGAUUUCGCUCAUUGGACAAUUCAAUAUGACGUAAUAAAAUAUUUAAUAAAAUAUUAAAUUUUAACAUCAUUAAAUAAGUUAAAUACGAAGAAUUUUUGAAUAAAUUUCUAAACUUAAAAUUAAUAUUCUAUUCAUUAAAAACAGAUACAGAAAAAAAAUAUUAAUUUUUUUAUUUUAAUAAAAUUAAUUGAUAUAAUUAUUAUACGUAAUAUCAUAUACAUUUAUUAUCAAAGUUUUUUUUUAUUCUUUUUUAUUAUUGAAUAUUAAUGCAAUUGUAUGUAAAUAUUCUUCUAUAUAAUUUUCAUUCCGUAUUGAUUUUUGUGGCUUUUAUCAUUAAUAUAAAUAUGCCUUUAAAAGGUAUAAAAGUAUUAGAAUUAGCUGGAAUUGCUCCAGGUCCUUUUUGUGGAAUGAUAUUAAAUGAAUUUGGUGCAUCUAUAAUUAGAGUAGAUAAGAUUGAUGGAUUUUAUAAUACUAUUGAUGUUCUAAGUCAUGGAAAAAGAUCAAUUGCAUUAAAUUUAAAAACUUCUCAGGGUCUUGAUAUAUUUAAAAAACUGAGCAAUCAAAGUGAUGUCAUUAUAGAUCCUUAUAGAGCUGGAGUAAUGGAAAAAUUAAAACUUGGACCAAAAGAACUUAUGGAAACAAAUAAGAGAUUGAUAUAUGCUAGAUUAACAGGAUUUGGUCAAAAUGGAUCUUAUGCUAAUAUGGCUGGACAUGAUAUUAACUUUUUAGGUUUAUCUGGUUUAUUAUCAUUAUUUGGACGAUAUAAUCAAAAACCAACACCACCAGCUAAUCUAACUGAUUUUACUGGUGCAUUGAUUUGUGUUUUUGGUAUAAUGCUAGCAUUAUUUGAACGUAGUAAAAGUAACAUUGGUCAAAUAAUUGAUGCAUCAAUGGUAGAUGGAUCAGCAUACAUAGGUAGUUGGAUAUAUAGAUCUCAAAAUAUAUUUGGUUUAUGGGGAAAUCCCCGUGGUAAAAAUAUAUUAGAUUCUGGAGCACAUUUUUAUGAUACAUAUGAAACAAAAGAUAAACAAUAUAUAUGUGUUGGAGCAAUUGAAUCUAAAUUUUAUGAGAUAUUUUUAGAAAAACUUGGUAUUACUUCUGAUGAAUUACCACAAUUUGAUAAAUUUGAAAAAAAUCGUGAAAAAUUAGAAAAAAUAUUCAAACAAAAAACUCAAGCAGAAUGGUGUGUCAUAUUUGAUGGCACAGAUGCUUGUGUAACACCAGUUUUAAAUUUAAAAAAUGUUGCAUUACAUGCACAUAAUAAAGAAAGAAAUACAUUUAAGAUUGAAGAUGAUGGUUUAGUUACUCCAAAUCCUGCUCCUCGUUUAUCUCGUACGCCUGGUAUAUCCAAAAAAUAUCAAAAAAUUCCUGAAUUAGGUGAGCAUACUAUAGAAAUUCUUGGUGAAUUAAAUUUUAAACAUGAAGAAAUUACUAAUUUUAUAGCAAAUGGAAUUGUUAAUCAAAAAAUGAAACGUUCUUCACUUUAAGCAUAUAUUUGAUUUCUACUGAAAUUUAUAUAUCUUUAUUAAAUAUAUAAAAUUAUAUAAACAUAUGCCCAUACUAAUCAUUUAUAGAUGAUACAGUAAAUAAUGAGAAUGGAAAAUAACAAAUAUAUUUUUUAUAUGAUUUAUAUAUAUAUCUGUGAUUUAUAUACAUAAUUGUAUAAUAUUGUUUCAUUAUUAAAAAAUAUAUAUAUGUGAACUAUUUAUAGAUAAUGUUUAUUAUAUAUCAUAUAUUAUAUAUUAUAGUCAGGUAAUAUGAUUGUAUGUAUAUGUAUAAAAAAUAUUCUUUUGUUUUCACUAUUUUGUUUUUAUUAUUUAAAUAUUUUAUAUUUUUGUAUUUCAUUAUAAAUAUAAGUAUAUAUUUUUUAAA
Molecule: messenger RNA, 2166 nt
Organism: Apis cerana (Asiatic honeybee)
Lineage: Eukaryota; Metazoa; Arthropoda; Insecta; Hymenoptera; Apidae
Gene: Amacr
Product: Alpha-methylacyl-CoA racemase
Biological process (GO): bile acid metabolic process
Cellular component (GO): mitochondrion
Molecular function (GO): alpha-methylacyl-CoA racemase activity
Source: RefSeq, a predicted model, not a curated record